Molecule: messenger RNA, 1230 nt
Organism: Zophobas morio
Lineage: Eukaryota; Metazoa; Arthropoda; Insecta; Coleoptera; Tenebrionidae
Product: casein kinase I-like
Exons: 6
Coding region: 124-1215 (363 amino acids)
Biological process (GO): signal transduction; endocytosis; peptidyl-serine phosphorylation
Cellular component (GO): cytoplasm; nucleus; plasma membrane
Molecular function (GO): ATP binding; protein serine/threonine kinase activity
Source: RefSeq, a predicted model, not a curated record
GUUAUUAAUAAAGCUCUAUUACUUAACUAGUUUUUCGUGUUAACAUAAGUUAACUAAAAUUUGUUAAAAUGUUAACUUUAAGCACAGUUUAGUGUAUUUAUAAGAAAGUUUAACAUUUUUGCAAUGGUGGGUCCCAAUUUUCGGGUUGGCAAAAAAAUUGGUGCAGGAAAUUUCGGAUUUAUUCACUUAGGGAAAAUUUUAUGUACUAAUGAAGAUGUCGCAAUUAAACUUGAACCAGUCUAUGCUCGAUCUCCUCAAUUACACUUGGAAUACCAGUUUUAUAAAUUACUCCUCGAUGAUAGCGAGGAUCCUCCCACGGGCUUCCCUACUGUACAUUAUUUUGGUCUUGCCGGAAAAUUUAACGCACUUGUACUGGAAUUACUUGGUCCUAGUUUAGAAGAUUUGUUUGAAGCUUGUCAUAGGAAAUUUUCUUUAAAAACAGUUUGUUUGAUUGCCUAUCAAUUACUUACCAGAAUUGAACAUGUUCAUCAGAAACGGAUUAUUUUUCGUGAUACAAAGCCGGAAAAUUUUUUAAUUGGUAGGAAAGAAAAAGGGAUGCAGAAUACGAUUUAUAUGAUUGACUUUGGCUUGGCCAAAGAAUAUAUAGAUAUUAAUGGCAAGCACAUCCCAUAUAGAGAACACAAAAGUCUUACGGGGACGGCCAGGUAUAUGAGCAUUAAUACUCAUUUGGGACGAGAGCAAAGCAGAAGAGAUGAUCUUGAGGCUUUGGGGCAUAUGUUUUUGUAUUUCCUACGGGGAUCUCUCCCCUGGCAGGGACUAAAGGCCGAUAACUUGAAAGAAAGAUAUCAAAAAAUUGGUGAAACAAAGCGUAAUACUUCCGUUGAAGAACUUUGCGCUGGUUUUCCUUUGGAAAUUGAAACUUAUUUACGAUACUCUCGUGAACUGGACUUCUUUGCAACUCCUGAUUAUGAAUAUUGUCGAAAUUUAUUUAAAACUAUAUGCGAUCAUAAUAAUUGGACGUUUGACGAUAAAUUUGACUGGUCAGAUCUUUUAAUUUCUUCUAUUUCUGCUGAUAAUGCCACCAUUGUUAAGCCGACAACUACUCAGCAAGAAGCACAGGGGAACAUAGGAGGUUUGUACACACGAGUUUAUUCCAACUCCAAAGGCCCUAAUAGAGACGUUGAAGAACCUGAAGAUGCUGUUUAUUGUUUCUGUAUAAGAAGGAAAAAGAAAAAGAAAAAUCAUCUGACAUAGUUUAACGUUUUUAAC